This is a messenger RNA of Suillus plorans, 1182 nucleotides long. RefSeq lists its product as uncharacterized. The coding region runs from base 1 to 1182 and encodes 393 amino acids. The transcript is spliced from 8 exons. The record is from RefSeq and is a predicted model, not a curated record. Gene Ontology annotation, cellular component: mitochondrion. Gene Ontology annotation, biological process: glycine catabolic process. NCBI's taxonomy places the organism in Eukaryota, Fungi, Basidiomycota, Agaricomycetes, Boletales, Suillaceae. Gene Ontology annotation, molecular function: protein binding; aminomethyltransferase activity.
AUGUCGAGUUCACCAUGGCUUGCCAGGUCGGACCAACCUUCGAGGAUUGGCAACCUCCACAGAAGGAGCCUGUACGAAUUUCAUAUCAAGAACGAUGCGAAGAUGGUGCCAUUCGCCGGAUAUCAAAUGCCUCUUGCCUACGGGAACGUUGGCCAAGGUGCCAGUCACGCCCACGUCCGUACCGAUGCUGGUUUAUUCGAUGUUGGGCACAUGGUACAAUCCAAUUUCCGGGGACACACUGUUACAGCGUUUUUAGAAUGGUUAACGCCCUCGUCGCUAACGUCCCUCGCCCCGUAUACCUCUACCUUAUCGGUUCUCCUGAAUGAAAAAGGCGGCAUUAUCGAUGACACCGUCAUCACGAAGCACUCAGAAGAUGCCUAUUACGUGGUGACAAAUGCUGGAAGACGGGACAGGGAUCUUGCGUGGUUCAAAGAGAAGCUUGAAGAGUGGAAUGCUAGUGAUAGCGCAAAAAGUGGGAAGGUAGAGCACGAGAUCUUGGAGGAUUGGGGACUUGUUGCGUUGCAGGGUCCUGCCGCUGCGCAGUAUCUGCAGCGCUUGACCUCCUUUGAUUUACGUGACCUAACAUUUGGCAAGUCUGCUUUUGUGCCCAUUGAAGGUUUCAACUUGCACGUUGCUCGGGGAGGCUAUACCGGCGAAGACGGGUUUGAGAUCUCGAUACCACCAUCUCAAACGUUGGAUGUCACCAAAUUGCUUUGCAACGCUCCAGUGCAGCUGGCUGGUCUGGGUGCUCGGGACUCUCUACGUGUAGAAGCUGGCAUGUGUUUAUAUGGUAAUGACUUGGAUGAAGAUACUACACCUGUCGAGGCUGGUUUGAGUUGGGUAAUCGGUAAGGAACGUAAAGAAACUGGAGGUUUUAUUGGAGCGGAAGGGGUACGUAAACAUUUGAAAGAUGGCCCUCCGAGACGCCGAGUGGGAUUCAUAGUGGAUGGUGCACCUGCGCGACAGGGCGCCCAAAUAUAUUCAUCGCCUCAAAAAGAAUUGAUUGGCGCGGUCACAUCAGGCAUUCCUUCCCCCACGCUUGGGAAAAAUAUUGCGAUGGGCUAUGUGAAGUCUGGCUUCCAUAAGAAAGGUACCGAGGUUGAUAUCGAUGUCCGAAACAGGAUGAGGAAGGCCAUCGUUACUCCGAUGCCUUUCAUGAAACCAAAUUAUUGGAGGGGAUGA